Medioppia subpectinata is the source of this 1872-nucleotide messenger RNA. NCBI's taxonomy places the organism in Eukaryota, Metazoa, Arthropoda, Arachnida, Sarcoptiformes, Oppiidae. The record is from the annotation of a GenBank genome assembly.
AUGUCAGCUAUAUUUUGCAUUCCCGGUCAGCACCUCGUAUUUAGACCCAUUGUAUACAUCAAUAAUAAUAACAACUCUACAGACAAUUACUAUAAUAAUGAACACUACGUAAAGUGCCGUACGAUAGCGCCGGUACGCCAGUCCAUAGACUAUCGUCGGGUGUGUUUCACAUACCUAUCACAACAUGACAGCCAGUCUACGGACUACCGUCGCUAUGUGAUCGACAAUAAACUCGAUUCGUAUGAUUAUUUAAUGGAAAUGUUUUACGUGGAGAUCAGAAAAACAAUAUCAAAUGUACAGCUCAUUGUACACGCGGGAGGGGAACGGGUGCUGAACUAUGGCAAACAUCGGGCCAUAAAACUCAAAUACAACCCCGAUGUGUACGAGUACGUCGAGUACGAGAAAGUAAUGGUACACUCACUGCCGGCCCCGUAUGACACCCGGUGUGUGGACUACCGACAGGGCCCGACUGGCCAUCAGUCCCGUUACGAAUGCGUUGCCGAGUGUCGGAUACGACGGCUGAGAAGGGCUCUUAAUGGAUGGCCCGGUAAUUAUCUAACUGAUGACUACGGGAGCGAUGGCCGUAUCGUAUUGGACAAAAACCGCACUCUGGAUGCCCUGAUUGGCGCCCAGUGUAGGGUUCUGUGCGGCACCAGCACCGAGUGCUACACCGAGUAUUAUAAUUGCCGUAAAAGUCAUUAUGAUUACGGCAAUGAUGGGACGUGGGGUUACCCGGUGUCGGUAUACCCGCCGCCCCGACCCGAACUCGUUUACCGCAAUUCACCCAAAAUGUCAUUCGAAGAGUUUGUCUCAUUUGCCGGCAGUUUAAUUAGCUUUUGUACACUAUUGGCGGUGCCUAUAGUGUACGGCAACGAUAUAUCUGAUUUCCGGUGCGGCGAUUGGCAGCUAUUGGGCGGACAAAAGUGUUACAAAGUAUUAGAGGGACCGGCGGUCAGUGAGGCGGAGGCGUUGGCCGCGUGUGUGGGCGCCGAUGAGCCCCCACCGGAAGCCUCGAAAGCUGCCAAAGGGGUCGAUGGCGAGGACACGGAUACACCGGCCGUCUAUCAACCAACAGUACUUACCAUCAAAUCGCGUACACAACACGACUAUGUAUUGGACUACUUGCGAAACGUGGUAAAACUCAAGGGACAGGUAUGGCUGGGCGCCGGCAGGAAUUCGGACUCCGGUAGGUUUGAGUGGUCGGACGGCACUGGGAUUCUCUACGACCGGUGGGCAGAGAAUCGGCCCUCCAAUGAGCGCAAAUCGGAUUGCGUUCAAUUGGACCCAAAGUCGGGCAACUGGACAGACGUCCGGUGCGAUCGCACCGCUCGGGUGGUGUGCGAGAGGACACAGUUCUGGACAUUUCCAGACCUCCAGCGCUCGUACUUUGACUUACGACAGGUGUUGGAGUUCAGGGCCGACGAGUUGACCGACCAGUUGGGGGCGCACGAGGAGGUGCUCCGGGCGCUGGACGACCGCCUCUACACACUUGACGACCGGGUGAAAAGCCUUAAAUCGCAACUAGAUCAGUUUAGGACAGAUUUUGGUGGGUAUGUCAACGAAAGCCUGUCCCGAGUGGUGGCCAAUCAUCAGACACUGGCCACACAAGUCAAGACCAUUGGCCAGACGGCUGACCGGUUGGGCGAAGCCGUGUAUCAGUUGCACACCGAGUGUUCAGAGGGCUGUUCGGGAGGCGGAGGGGGCGGCGAUUUAGAGGCCCUGCGCCGGGAGCUGUUGGCCGAGAUUGAGAGCAGGUAUAGCCAAUUGGACGCCGACCUGAAGGGUGUUGUGGCCGACGCCCAGAUCACUCGCAACCGUCAGUUGCAGAUCAAGCAAAAUAAUAAGUGGAAAACUUUGGGUUACGUUCACUAA